AUGACAGACUCAUCCCAACACCCCCUCAGCGGCCUUUGGAAGCCCACUCACAUUCAGCGCCUCCACUAUGGACCCGAAAGCGUCAAGAAUCACCUCCUCGAAUGCCUACCAAAGGACUCCUCAAAAGCAUUCAUAGUCACCGGCAGCUCCUUAGCAAGCAAAACAGACCUGAUCAAGCAAGUAGAAGAGCAGCUCGGGCCGAAGCACCACGCAGGCACCUUCAGCAAGAUAGGUCAACAUGCUCCCAUUAAGGAGUUGGACCAAGCGACGGAGAUGGUGUUGAAGGACGAGAGCAUCGACACUAUAAUCUCAGUCGGCGGAGGAAGUCCGAUUGACUCGGCGAAGGCCAUUUCCUACCGCUUGAACGAGCGCAAGGAAGUCGAGACGAAAUUCCUACACCACAUCGCGAUCCCCACAACCCUCAGCGCCGCAGAGUGCACUCUCGGUGCCGGUUACACGGGGGAGAACGGGAUGAAAACAGGCGUGUCACACCCGGAACUCACGCCUCAUGUCGUCCUGUACGACAGCAAGUUUGCGCUCGAAACGCCGGAAUGGCUAUGGAUGAGCACGGGCAUGCGGGCGAUGGACCACGCAAUUGAGUUGAUGUACCAUCCCACCUCGACAGAAAUGCCCUGUCGAUGGAUGGCCAUGUUUGCCGCCGGAGAGCUCUUCAAAUACCUGCCGAAGUACAAGCAGAAUCCCAAGGACGAGGACACGAUUACGCGGUUGCAGCUGGCCGCUUUUGCAUCCCUCGGGUUCCUGGCUUUGAACGUCGAGGGCGGACUGGGCCUCUCGCACACCCUCGGCUACGCCCUGGGAUCGCCGUACCAGAUCCCGCACGGCAUCACCUCCUGCCUGACGCUCGGGCACGUCAUCAAGCUCAAAGCCGCGGGCUCGAAGGAGGAUGCGGCGCAGUUGGCGCGUAUGGCUCCUUUCAUCGGCAUCAGCAGGUCCGGCGAUGAUCAGAAGGACGCUGUAGCGGUCGGGGAUGCGAUCUUGAAGUUUGUGGAGAAGUUGGGUUUGAAGACUACGUUGACGGAAAAGGGCGUCGGGAAGGAUCAGGUACCGGUUAUUACAAAGACGGCGACGGGGGCCGAGAGUGGGGAGUUGUUUGACAAGGUUAAGGGGUUGGUUGAGGAUUUGUAUUGA
This is a messenger RNA of Anthostomella pinea, 1149 nucleotides long. The record is from the annotation of a GenBank genome assembly. Lineage: Eukaryota; Fungi; Ascomycota; Sordariomycetes; Xylariales; Xylariaceae.